AUGUCGAACGCCUGGAAUAUUAAACGCUCGUAUGAGUACGGACUUUGUUACGAGUUCUACCCCGACUACCAGAUGUGUACGGAUCCGAAUAUACAGUCCGGCUGUGGAGAUGUAGCCUCAGCAGGCCAGCAAUAUGGGCUAGAAAUUCUGCUGAAUGUUGAUCAAGAACAAUCCAUUCCGUUUGUAACAUCAUCUACUGGUGUAUUAGUCAUCCCGUCACAUGUAUUCCACGACCAUGUCGAAACAAAUCAAGGGAUAUUUGUGCCUAUUGGAUUCGAGGCAAACGUUGCUUUAAGGAAGGAAUGUAUUAAAGAUUACCGAGAGAUUCACAUUCUAGAGGUGUGUGGCUGUUUGCAUCACUUUUAUGAAACCGGUAUGCUCAAUGCUUCUAUCCCACCAGAGAAGUUGAUGGAUCCAUACACUGGAGAUAUACCUUGCUUUACGGAUGUACAUCUGAACUGUGUUCGCGAGACGCUUGCUCAAUUCGUUUUUAAAACGCCAGCAAGUUUUGACAAUUGCCUGCCAAGCUGCGAGGAAGACUCUAUCGAGAAGAGACUAGUGUUAUUGAAUUGGCCGAAUGAGUUCUUUACUCCAAUUCUUCGACGAAUAGUAAAAUCAAAGUUACCAAAGUAUGACUUGGAGUCAUUUAACAGAGAUAAAAUCAGAGACAACAUGCUUCUUAUGCGUGUGUAUUUGGACACACUCUCAUACGAACAUGUCAAGGAGGAGUACUCUUAUGGGAUUGUGAAUUUCGUCAGCGAUAUCGGAGGACAACUUGGACUUUGGGCAGGUUUUUCGAUUUUGUCCGUGCUGGAAGUGAUAGAACUGGUGCUGCUUGUGUUCGCAAUGAGGAAAAGGCAAAACGAGACAAGGGAGCGGGAGGCCACAUCUGUUACGAAAGUCCAACCUAUUGUGAAUGACACGGAUGCUCCAGUGAAAGACAAACUUUAUAUUUAA
Molecule: messenger RNA, 957 nt
Organism: Mya arenaria
Lineage: Eukaryota; Metazoa; Mollusca; Bivalvia; Myida; Myidae
Product: amiloride-sensitive sodium channel subunit beta-like
Exons: 7
Coding region: 1-957 (318 amino acids)
Biological process (GO): sodium ion transport
Cellular component (GO): membrane
Molecular function (GO): sodium channel activity
Source: RefSeq, a predicted model, not a curated record